Molecule: messenger RNA, 623 nt
Organism: Diversispora eburnea
Lineage: Eukaryota; Fungi; Glomeromycota; Glomeromycetes; Diversisporales; Diversisporaceae
Source: the annotation of a GenBank genome assembly
UAAGAUUCAAGUGCCAGCCGUGAGAGAAGCGAUAAGAACUGUUUUAACAGAAUCUAAUGAAAAGGGUCGUAAAUUUACUGAAACUAUUGAAUUACAAAUUGGCUUAAAAAAUUAUGAUCCUCAGAGGGACAAACGUUUCAGUGGGACCGUAAAACUUCCUAACGUUCCGCGUCCUAAAAUGUCCGUAGCCAUUCUUGGAGAUGCUCACGAUUGUGAUCGUGCCAAAGAAAUUGGCUUGGAUUUUAUGAGCGUUGAUGAUCUUAAAAAACUUAAUAAAAAUAAAAAACUAAUUAAAAAACUUGCUAAAAAAUAUGAUGCAUUUUUGGCAAGUGAAGCUUUAAUUAAACAAAUUCCAAGAUUAUUGGGUCCUGGAUUGCAUAAAGCGGGUAAAUUCCCUACUCCAGUUACUCAUAAUGACGAUUUAAACGCAAAGGCCGAUGAAUUACGUUCAACAAUUAAAUUCCAAUUAAAGAAAGUAUUAUGUUUGGGAGUAGCAGUUGGUCACGUUAAAAUGAAUGAAGAUGAAUUAGUUGCAAACAUUAUGUUAAGCAUUAAUUUCUUGGUUUCUUUACUAAAGAAAAAUUGGCAAAAUGUGAAAAGUUUAUAUAUCAAAUCAUCUAUGG